Messenger RNA from Megalobrama amblycephala (Wuchang bream), 865 nucleotides. RefSeq names its product acireductone dioxygenase 1 (gene adi1). Lineage: Eukaryota; Metazoa; Chordata; Actinopteri; Cypriniformes; Xenocyprididae. Bases 63 to 605 code for a protein of 180 amino acids. Gene Ontology annotation, molecular function: acireductone dioxygenase [iron(II)-requiring] activity. The record is from RefSeq and is a predicted model, not a curated record. The transcript has 4 exons.
UUUUGAAAAGCACACUUCCUGUCAGUGGUUUCUGGGCUCGCGCAUGAGGAAUAAACUGGAAGAUGAGUGGGAUCGAGGCAUGGUACAUGGAUGAGUCCAGUGAGGACCAGAGGCUCCCGCACAGACUGAGCCCGAACCGGCCCGUGACCCGCGAGCAGCUCGAGCAGAUCGGAGUUUACCACUGGAAGUUAAAUGCUGACAUUUAUGAAAACGACCCUGAACUGCAGAAGAUCCGUGAGGAAAGAGGUUAUUCCUAUAUGGAUAUUAUAACUAUUCACCCGGAUAAACUUCCUGACUAUGGGAAUAAAGUGAAAAUGUUCUAUGAAGAACACCUCCAUCUCGACGACGAGAUCCGCUACAUCCUGGACGGAUCGGCGUACUUCGACGUGAGGGACAGAGAUGACCGCUGGAUCCGAGUGGCCAUGUCUAAAGGAGACCUCAUCACGCUGCCGGCGGGGAUUUACCACAGAUUCACCGUCGACGAAGCCAACUACACUAAAGCCAUGCGUCUGUUCAUCGGGGAGCCGGUCUGGAAGGCCUACAACCGUCCAGCCGAUGACUUCGACAUCCGUAAGGCCUACGUCAGCUCCCUCGCGUGCUCCUGAUUGGUUUGGAGUGGAUGAAGCAGCCAAUCACAGGACUGAUGAUGUGAUCUUCAUCAGAACGAGGCUCUGUAGUGCCUUUAACCAACUCUCUUGAGUAGAUCUGUGUGACAAUACUAAAACACUUUAUUAGUAGAAACACUUUAUACAGUAUUAGUGAGUAUUUUGAUUGUUAUGAUGAUGAAUUGUAGAGUUUAAUGUUCUCACAUGUUGUUGAAUUUCAUUUAAUUCAUUUAAUAUUAAAGAUGUGAGGAACAACUACA